Molecule: messenger RNA, 1525 nt
Organism: Tarenaya hassleriana
Lineage: Eukaryota; Viridiplantae; Streptophyta; Magnoliopsida; Brassicales; Cleomaceae
Product: 30S ribosomal protein S1 homolog
Exons: 10
Coding region: 110-1291 (393 amino acids)
Molecular function (GO): nucleic acid binding
Source: RefSeq, a predicted model, not a curated record
CCCCACAUCUCUCUCUCUUCUCUCCUCUCUCUCCUCCUUAUCCAAAUUCCGCCAUUGUUGUACCUGUGUUGUCAUCUUCACAUCAUCGUGCCCUUGCCCUGCCGCAACAAUGGCGGUAUUCGCCGGCUCUACGUUAGGUUCUGUAUCUUUCCUCUCUCACCUUUUUGACCCUCACGCUUCGUCUCUCUCCUUCCCUCUCAGACUCUUCUCUUCCUCGUCCUCCACUUCUUCUUCUUCUUCCCACGUAAAUCACUCCCUCUGCGUCUCCAAGUCCUUCUCUGGUUCCGCCACCGCAGAGACAGACAGGAAUUCCGACCAAUCCUCCGUCUCCGGUUCCGAUUUUGGUCUCCUGGAUUCCUCCGGUGGUGUCCGACAUGAUCAGAAGCAGAAGUCUGCCGAGUGGGAAGCAGCGAGGGCUUACUGCGAGAAUGGAGACGUCUUCGAAGGUCGAGUCGAAGGCUUUAAUGGCGGAGGACUGCUUGUUUGGUUCUAUUCUCUUGUGGGUUUUGUUCCUUAUCCGCAGCUGAGUCCUUCUCGUUCUUGUAAAGAACCUCACAAAAGCAUCCAAGAGAUUGCCAAAAGUUUAGUAGGUUCAGUGCUUCCUGUGAAGGUUGUUCAAGCCGACGAGGAGAAUAGGAGGUUAAUAUUAUCUGAGAAGCUCGCAUUGUUUCCAAAGUAUUCGCAGAGAGUUAGUGUGGGAGAUGUAUUUACAGGAAGGGUAGGUUCUGUUGAGGAUUAUGGUGCCUUUGUCCACUUGCUCUUCGACGAUGGUCUCUAUCAUCUGACCGGGCUAGUGCAUAUCUCUGAAGUCUCGUGGGAUUAUGUUCAAGAUGUCAGGGAUGUGCUGCACGAGGGUGAGGAAGUUCGGGUCAAAGUCACUAACGUGGACCAGGAAAAGUCUAGGAUUACUCUGUCGAUCAGACAACUAGAAGAAGAUCCUCUUCUUGAAACAUUGGACAAAGUGAUUCUGCAGGACGGUUCCACUGGACCUGCUUCUCUAAGCUCGAACAACGGGGAUAAAAUUGAUCCUCUCCUGGGGCUUGAAUCAAUACUCGACGAGUUAUUGCAGGAAGAUGGAAUAGAAGCCGUGAAGAUAAACCGUCAAGGGUUUGAGAAACGGGUUGUUUCACAGGACCUACAGCUUUGGCUCUCAAAUACACCGCCUGCCGAUGGCAAGUUCGUCCUUUUAGCCCGUGCCGGAAGACAGGUGCAGGAGAUACAAUUGGCAACAUCUCUGGAUCAGCAAGGGAUAAAGAAAGCAUUGCAGCGAGUAUUGGAACGUGUCCCAUGAACCACCACAGCUCCUACAAUGGACCAUAUAUAUAUAAUACCCUGGUGAAGAUGAACAGAAAAUACAUACAUUUGAGUUGUAUCUACUUUGUUGUAACUGUAUAUAUAUGUAUGUAUGUAUGUAUUAGAAUUAUUAUAUAUGUCUGUUCUCUGGGAUUGGUUACACCGAUUUUGCUGUAAUGUAAAUGAAAUACAAUGGUUUCUGUAUACAAAAGGUGCAUAGAUCAAAUUUUCA